GCGCGGAGAGCACUGAGCCCCACGUGCUGCACAGAUUAGAAGCGGGGUUACUCCAGUCCUUCUUCUGAGAGAGAGAGAUAGAGAGAGAGAAAGAGAGAAAGAAAGAGACGGGCAUGGUAUAGAGACACGCCUGCAGCACGCGCGCAGCAUCAUGUUUCAGCGUUGAUCCCGAGGCUCGAGACAGUUUUGGGGAGCUAGAAGAUCACACCUUUACCUUUCAUUUGGAUGCAAUGUCCUGUCUGAACCCCCGGGGCAGACAGCUCGAGCGCUUUGAUGGGCUUUCUCUCAUCUACUGGACACUAAUGGGUCCUUACGGAGUCGACCGUGCCGUACAUUCUAUGGAAUUUACAGACUGCGAGAAUGGAUUAGGUAUAAAAGUGAUUGGUGGAGUGAAAGAAUUAACAGGAGAGGAGUUUGGAGUGUAUGUGAAGAGGAUUUUACCCGGUGGCCUUGCUUCCAGUGAUGGACACUUACAGCCAGGAGACCAGAUACUUGAGGUUAAUGGAGAAAGCUUGAUUGGUGUCACGAGUGAGAAAGCGGUGGACAUCCUCCGAGCGGCAUCGUCCACUAAUCACAUGCGACUCCUGAUAGCGAGGGAUGAAGAUGCUAGGAGAGAAUUUGCAGAACUUCUUGAAAAGUACGGAUCAAACGGCAGCACAGGAUCUACAAGGAACUCCCCCAUUCAGCAUGCAGGCAAAUAUCUGGACAGCACAUCCUCAGGAUCCUCGUCCAGAUCCCAGAGUCCACUGCUGCUGAGUCCAGCUGGGUCACAAAGCACCUACAAUAACACCGGACAGUUACUGCGGUCACUCAGUCACCCAGGUGAGGGUGUGAUUCAGCUGAUCUCUGUCGCUCGCUGCUCCAGUCUGGGUAUCAGUAUUGGGGGUGGCACCAACAAACCGGAUGGUCCUGCAGUGUUUAUUCAGGAGGUGUUAUCAGGAGGGGACUGCCACAGGGACGGACGGCUGAGGCCUGGAGAUCAGCUCAUCGCCAUCAACAAAGAGUCUCUGAUCGGAGUGACGUACGAAGAGGCUAAAAGCACCAUCAACAAAGUUAAAUUCAGUCAGGAUCCAGUGGUGGAGAUUGCCUUUAUUCCAGGAAAAGGUCCUUUCCCCUCCAGUGCGUCCUUACACAACGGGGUUCAGAGAGCUGUGGGGAAUGGGUACAGCUCCGGCAGGUUAAAAGUUCAUGUACGAUCUCCAGAGAUUCGAGCAGAAGAAACAGCGCCUUCAUCGUCUCCUGACGUCUGUCCACCCGACAUCCAUGUCUCAGCCUCCAGCACACAGAGAAGCUCCACAGUCCCUAAACCCAAGAUCUCUCUGGACCCCCACAUUCGCCUUCGAUCAGAGAAACUUGACCUGGCGCUGUCCUACCUGGGGCUGGACGUGACAGAGGAAAAGGGGAGGCAGCUCAGAGAGAGUCUCUCUACGGACCCCCAGGGGACAGUGUCAUAUGGAGAUUUUGUGGAGGCGACGCGCAGUGUGUACCACGAUAAGCUGGAGGAGGCGGGGCUAGCACAGGGGCCCUUCAUGUUUUCCUAUCAUGAAGCAGCAAGUCUGAUGGACACCUCUGCCUUCCACUCACCCACCUACGAGUCAGAGUGCAGUUCCAGCAGUGAAGAGUUGGAGCAGUUUCAGUCAGAGAUGAAGCAGCUUCAGCUGCAGAUGAAGCAGCUCAAGGGUUUGUUGAAGGACACUGAGAGCAGUAAGAAGAAUCUGGAGGAGGAGCUUCAGAAGACUUCUGAGAAGGCCACGGCGACGGUGGAGGAGAACAAGUCUCUGAAGAAUCGGCUGCAGGUGGCCGAGGCCGUGCAGAGACAGACCAACAGUGCGGAGCAGGACUACGAGGAGGUCAUCCAGCUUCUGGAGGCUGAAAUAAAGGACCUAAAGGACCAACUCGCUGGCAGAAAACGCAGGAGCAUGGAGGUCACUAAGGAGGAAAUGAUGGAGCUGAACAAGAGACUCUCUAUCAUCGACAGUCAGCUCAGACGCUCUGAAGUAUCCAGGAAACAUCUGGAAAUUUCUAAUAAGAAGCUGCUGGGCUUUGCUCAGAAUGUCCACAAAGUUCUCACCACCACCAGUUUAUUAGGCUCAGAAAACGGGAGCGUCAGAUCAUCCCCCGCGACAGAGAGCCCGGACACGCCCUCCCCCGUCCCAGACCCCGCACAUCAACUGGCCGCUGAGGCCAAAGAGCUGGUGGAGGGAGUCUGCUCACUUUGUGUGCAAGACCAUACUGCAGUGCCGCAGGUCUCUGAGGGGUCCGGUAUGACUGGUCCAGUUUUGGAGUGUGCAGUAGAGGUAAAUCACUGGCCUCCUGGAGUUCCUGCCAAAGAAAAGCGCUGUCUGUAGAGAACCAGCCAGAACCUGGACAGAGAAACAUCUGCUACUGUGAAAAUCUCCAUCAGAGAGAGACUGAAGCUCUCAGACUGCUUUCUCUCCCUCACAGACAGACUGUGGAAGUGCAGCGUUAGUAAAGGCGUGAGAGCGAGGAGUGCUUUACUGAUUAAACCACUCGUUAGUGUGUUUUUAAUAAAAACAUUGUAUAUUAAUGUAUUUAACUUACAGUCUUACAUGAUCAGUGUACAGAAGCAAAGUCAGAAUGCUGAAAGGCCACUUUACCAAAACAGACUGGAAGAUUAGGCAUGCUUCCAUUUAGAACUCCACCAGUCAUAAAGGUAUUCUCUAAAUGAAAUGAGGUCCAUAUUUGUGUCUGCACAGUGAAGAAGCCUCAUUUUAUAUAUAUGUUUUAACUGGACAUUUUAAAUUUUAAUGUAUUUAUUUAUUGGGUGUUGGCAGUACUUUCUACCUCUACAGGGACUAGACAAGCUGCAUGUUUGUGUGUGCAUUUACACAUAUAUGUCAGCAAUGUGUGCAACUUUAAGUCGCUGAAUACAUUCAUUAGAUGGGGUAUCUACAAACAUUUAGGCCCGGUCCCAUUUCACCCCUUUGCCCUACGUCUUUCCCCUACCACUUCUUUUUGAGUGUAGCCCAUCCCCUUAGAACAGAGUUACAAGGGAAAGGGGUGAAAUCCUCCUCCUAAGAAGUGGGACAAACAACCCUUCAAGCACACGAUACGUCAUCAAAAUGACAGAACAUGUGACUUAAAUUAUUCUGAUCUGAAAUAAACCAAUUUCUUACAGUUAUUAGGGUGAAUAAUCCAAAAAACUGAAUUUGCUGAAGUUGUUGGGCAAGACAGGAAAGAUUAUUCUUAUUAAAAAUAGAAUGCAUACACAGGAGGUAAUGUGUUACAAGAAACCACUAAAAUGUGCAGUAUGUGGAUCGUCAGUGACAGACUUGGGAACCACCGGUAUCUCACAAUGACAUUUGUCAAUGAACAAUAAACAAAUAAAUAAUAAUAAUUAAAUAACUAACACUGCUUUAUUACCAGGCUACUGGCGCUGGUCUGUAGGCAACACUGUCGGGCUGAUGUGAUAAAACCAGUGGAGCGAUAAAUUUUAGUAAGCUAGCUGCUGGUUAACUAGUUGACUUUAGGGCAUCGUAUAUCUUCAGAAAGGGGUAGAUGGGAGGUGGUGCAGAAAUAAUUUUAUUAUCCUCUAUCCUUUUUCUUCCUCUGUGAUAAAGAGCUGACAUUUUGGGGAGCUUUUAUUUUUGUUUUUCCUUUUAAAGUACUAUUUAGACUACUAGCGACCAUGUUUUUCUCUUUAUGAAGAAUUUGCCAUAAAACAAUGAAACUACACAUUAAACUAUGGUACUAUAGCGCUAAUCAUCACUUUUAACAAGGAAAAUACUUACAUUUGUGGGUUUCUUUUGGUCGCUUGUUCUGUCAUCUUGUCAGUGAUUCUCAUACCCCCCCUUUGAAGAUGUGCCUCUAAAAAAAUCUCUGUUUGAAGGGCUAGCAAGCCUCCUUCCCCUCCAGCUUAACAAGAAUCAGGGGGUAGGGCCAAGGGGUGAAAUGGGCUUGAGCAUUACAGUGUCCUCCAUAUGAUUUUAAAGCAUUUCUAUUGGCCUAUACAUCAUGAAAUGUUAAUACAAUAUAAAAUAAUAACAGCCAGAUUCACAUUAUGCCAAAGGUUUAAAAUGUGUGACAGCGACAAUUUAAAUAUAUAUAUAUAUAUAUAUAUAUAUAUAUAUAUAUAUAUAUAUAUAUAUAUAUAUAUAUAUAUAUAUAUAUAUAGGAAAAAAGGAAAUUAAGUGAAAUAAUAAAGCAGAAAGCAGCACAACGAUGGGCCUGGGAUGGUUUUGUGUAACAGGAGCGUUCUGACUUUGCUUCAGUCUAGCUGAUUUUAAACUCUGUGUACAGUAUCAGUCCUCUGAACUCAUGUGAACUCAUGUGGUGGAGCGUCCUGCAGGCUAAGCAGAGCGGAAGAGCGGUCGCUUAUGUUCUGUUAGCUGAGUGCUAGUCUACACUUUAAGUCUCAUCAUUUGAUAUGAUGCAUAUAUCUAAGAAUUCUGAGAAGUGCUCUAAUGUUUUGGAGAUUUUAUAUUUUGAAUCUUUUAUUAUAACGCAGAGGGCGUGGCUUGCUUUUGAGUCUGAAUGCCGUCGCUGUUUUAGUCUUCUCCUCUUUACCUCUAUUAUCAUCUCAUACACUAAUACUCCUGCUGGCUACAUCUCCUACUGUCAGAGGGGCAAAUCCAGGUCCAGAAAAAAACACAGUAAAAAUCACCACCACUAUUUUGUUACAGCAGUAUUGGGACACCUUCUCAUUUGUUAUUUAAUCCCAUAACAAGGGUUUCAAAAAGAGUUUGUCCUGCUUUUAUUGCAGGGAAGGCUUUCUAAUACAUUUUGGAGCAUUGCUGUGAGGAUUUGAUUGCUUUCAGCGAAAAGCUAAGCAUUAACGAGGUCAGGAUGUUGCAUAAUCACCACCCCAACUCUUCCCAACAGCAGUGCUGGAUGUAGCUCCAGCAAACAGUGCAAUGUUCAGCCGGACAUGCUGUCGGCCCGUCUCACCUGGUGUGUUGGGAGAAUGUGUGUGUGUUUAACAUUGCAGUUACGUGUGCGAUUGAUCUUGUUUAUAUUAAUAAUUGCACUCGCUCUAAUUAUACUGAUAAUAAUGUAGUUCUGUAAUGUAACUAGAUCGCAUCAUAUGUGUGGCCUAAAUAUCUUUUUUUUUUGUUUAAUUUCAUUGUUUUUAUUAAAGGAAAGAGAAGAA
Astyanax mexicanus (Mexican tetra) is the source of this 5110-nucleotide messenger RNA. Its product is annotated as syntaxin-binding protein 4. The transcript has 22 exons. The record is from RefSeq and is a predicted model, not a curated record. The coding region runs from base 231 to 2348 and encodes 705 amino acids. Lineage: Eukaryota; Metazoa; Chordata; Actinopteri; Characiformes; Acestrorhamphidae. Gene Ontology annotation, molecular function: protein binding.